CACUGCAUAUAGGUGAGGAAAAAGCGAAAAAGUGAGGAACUCUGAGUCUGAGCUGAGCCUUGCCUUAGCCUCUCUGAGAACAGGUCAGUCAGUCACACACAGUUUACCCCAGUGAAGAGUAUAAGAGGCUCCAAAGAGAGAUUGUUUGCUGCUACCGUUGAGACAAUUGAGAAUCACGAGAUAGUGGUGGCUGGUCCUCUCCUGGGUCCUUGUUGGCCGCCUGGGCUGUGUGUGUGUGGGGGGUGUGCGUGUGCGAACAAGAGUGUGAAAUCUGUAAAUGCAAUUGUAGAAAAAAAAAGAAAAGCUUGUAUUGGUUUAUAACUAAGUGGUGGAUGAAGACAAAAAAAAAAAGAGAGUGCAGUGGUUGUAGCAGUGUUUGUACAGCAGCAAGUUGAUUUGACACUAUAGCCAAACCAAAAGUGAGAGAGAGCCGAGGGCGAGGUUAUAACACAGCAAUAGCAGCAGCAUACAAAGCACAGCAACGACAACGACGACGAAGACGGUGACACGACGGAGGUGGUGGCCCAUAGGAAUAGACACGCGGCCGGCAGCUGCAGAGUUAGCUGCUGCCGCAGCAGCGCAGCGCACCGCUUAAAAUGGCCGAUGACGAUCCGGGGCUGCUCAAGGAGGACGGCUUCCUGAACGUCGGCGCCGAGUGCAAGCAGAUUGUCUAUCACCCGAAUCUCAACGUCCUCCUCGUAACAACCGCCAGUGGCCAGGUGCAUGUCUACGACGUCAAUUGCGGUGGUGCCCUCCAGACUUGCGCCCUCUCUGGUAAAUUAGAUGGUAAAUUGCAAGGUGUUUAUCUUGGAGAGGAAGUAGAUAAAAUAUUGUACACAGAUGGCAAGAGCAUUGGCGUUAGAAGCGAUUACAAUGGAGUUUUGCUUUUGGAUACCAUCCUCCAGAUGCCUGUCUUCAGAAGCGAAGACACGAUUAAAUUGGAAAUGUUGUUAUCGGAAGCCAUACUGUUGCAGCAUUGUCUGAAAUCAGUUGAGCUCCAGGGAGUCGAUCAUGUAACAGAAGUACAACAGGAAUUGACUAAUACCAUUAAUGCGGCCAAACAAAAGAAACUGAAAGGAGUUAAAGCUCAGAAAUGGAAUACGAUAUGUUUAGAAUUACCACAUGCAGCUCUAAAGCUUGUUUGUUCAAAUUUAGUAUUGGAUUUGAAAAAGCAGAACAAACAUAUACCUGCAUUACCUAUAGCUUCUACAAUCAGCGAACGACUUAAUGGCCUACUCCCUGGUCUUGUUAUAGAGGCUGGAAGCACUGACAAAGUUUUAAUGUUUAGCGAGGCAGCUCGCCGAGAUACGUUUUCCAAAUGGCCCCACAUGAAUUAUAAAUGGGCGUUACCCAACCAAAUGGCUCAGGCCGGCUUCUAUCAUCAGCCAAAUUCGACAGGCGAAGAUCGUGCGAUGUGUUUCACGUGCAGUGUCUGCCUCGUAUGUUGGGAACCAACGGAUGAACCUUGGUCUGAACACGAGAGGCAUUCACCAACCUGCCCGUUCGUCAAAGGCGAGUAUACGCAAAAUGUGCCGCUCUCGGUUACCCUAGCCACGGCACCUGCUCAAUCUGUUGGCGAACCCAUCGAUGUAAUUGGUGCGACAAAUAUCUCUGGUCUCGCGGCCGUUGCUUCGCAAACUGGUUUCGUCAGUGUUUUGAACGUUGCCAACCAAUUGAAGAAAGAAGUGUCCUUCUACAUAAACACGUGCAUUGCGGACAACAACAAGGACGUUUUCUCGUUCGCUGCUUCGAAGACAGCUUUUUCCUCCACUUCGACCUACCUGCCGAGUCUCACGUCAGAGGCGGAUGGACUGACCGACGUGUACAAGCCUACCUCAGGGAUGCACAGUGCCGGCAAGCUCCAAACCACAGCGGUGGCCCUCAUUGAUGGACCCAAGAAUCGAAGUGAGAGCACAGCGAACGCUAGUGUCGUCGUGCGAAGCAGCAGUAGCAGUUCUUCCGCUUCCCAAGAUACAGUCAGUUUAGGUUCAACGAGGCCCUGCUUGGCUUGCGGCGUCACCGUUAGUCCAGGCUCCGGAAUUAUCAACCCGAGUCCAUCUGCACCCUCUACGCAGUCGUUGCAUGGCCUCGAAAACGUGUGGACGGCAUCGUCGGACUUGGCAUCCGCGUCGCCGCUCGUGCGAGCGAUGAACAGCGCAAACAGUGCAGCAAGCAGCAGCAACAGCCUUGAUAUCAUGAAAGUGGCUACGACGGUCGAUGCCUACUGUGACCCAGCCGCAACCAACACGACCAGGCAGGCGCACUAUCUUGUGCUCUUUGAUUUCCACCAUAAGACCGCACAGCCGCAACCGAACAAGAAGGACAGUACAAAGGAUAAUAGUAAGAGCAAAAAGCAGUUGUCGGGUACUGGCACCAGUGCGAGCUCGAACGGCAUCAGACAAGAGAAUCCAUACCAGGAGAUGCUGCUCAGCAAGUUUCUGCUCGAAGAGAUCAACGAGGACGUGGACUCGGAGAUGGUCGGCGCCACGCAUUUUGACAGCGUGUAUGGCGCGUCGCCUGUCAUUCUAACGGCUGCACCCACGGGCAAUGGUAUUUAUUAUGGCAUAAAUGCGUCCACGCCAACCUCGAGUACCUUUGAUUCGAAUUCGAAUCCAAUUUACCCGUAUGUGUCCGAGCCGUACGCUUCCACGUCAAAGAUGACUCAGCUCAGAAAGACGCUAGACACAAUCAAGACGGCCAAGGCAGAGCCCGUUGUCGUGCAAACUUUGCUAGUCGAAGCCGAGGAUUCACUGACCAUUACCAAUAUUGUCCCGACAAAGGACGGAAAGCAUGUGUUUGUGGUUCUUUGUCCACCUAUCGGCAACUUGAGUAUCACCGAUUCUUUCUCGAACACGAACCAAAUGGAUGUGGACGACGACUCAUUAUCGAAGAACAGCUACAUGUACUGGGAUCAGUCCAAGCCGCUGAUUAACGGCGAGACACCUAACGAUGCCGUUUUCAAUCCAAACGCCGUUCUAAUCGUGUACGCGCUGGAUUUCACUGGCAAGGUGGUGAAGUUAAAGCCAGAGCCGAUUCUCAAACGCGAGUUGCCUCCUGAUCAAGCGCCCAUUGGUGAAUGCGUUUUGUUGCCGAUUCACGAGAAAAGCAAACUUUCCGAUGGCAUGGGCUCAACGAGUAACCUUGUUGUACCCCAAGGACAAGUGGCCUUAGUUUGUAGAGACGGUGUUGUCAGGCUGCUGGAGCUCAAUAGUCUCAAAACUGUUCGAGAAGCCAAGCUCCACGGUAAAAAAUUCAUCUCAGCUGCGUACUGUAACCGAAUGGAAAGGUUGUGUGCCUGCACCAAUGAGGGAGCGCUUCAUUUCUUCAUCAUGACGACGGAGGAUGAUUCUACAGAAGAGAAGGAUGUAGAUGCUCAAAUGAUCACUGAUGCCAUUUGCGAUGAGAGCGAACUAGCAGCUCCCAGCACGUCGACGUCCCCACCUGUGAAUCAAGAGCAAAUAUUGGCGUACAAACAAAACCUUGGUUACUCAGAUUUGCGGAUCCUGUACGAUUUGACAAGAUUUGACAGACACUCGCCGGCCUACUGUGCUGUCGUGCCACCUUGUUGGAGCGAAAUGAUGCAAGCUCAGCGUCAGCGUCGCUAUCCUCAGCAUCUCCAUCAGUGUGAAGAUCAGCACCAUACGCGCACCUGGCGACUCCAAAAUGACGCGACCACGUAUGACGAGCAUGUCUUCGAACUCACGCUGCCACGAAACGUCGCAGGAAACGUAGGUCACGUUGAUGUGAGAUUUAGCUUGCACUUCCCGUGCCUCGAGGUUCCAAACAUACAGGUUACGCUUUUAAAACAGAAUAUGACGGGAAUCGGUAAAAAGUCGCUUACGAUCCCGGUAGAUGAAAAAAUAGAAUUUAGGAUGAAUCGUGACCAGAAAAACGAGAAUCCCGUCAUAACUGAGGAAUAUCAGAGGCAACAUAGUGCGGAAGUUUUGUGUGGCCCCAUCAGUUUGCAGCGAAAUAUAGAUCUGUCGGAUCACUCGGGCUGCGUGACUCUUACUAGCCCCAAGCUGUUUCGAACUAAGGCCAAAACUCUUUUGGUUCACCUUAAGGCUUUGUCAAACGAAUCUGCAAGAGAAGGGUCAUCAAAAUCUAAAGCCAACGCAGAAUCUAAACCCUCGACUUCAAAAAAACUGAGGAUAGACGAAGCUGGUCCACUUCCUCCUGGUGCUACAUUAGAAAGACUUGCUACAAACGCAGCCAAAAAAAUUGAUUGUUACAAUGGUUGCGAUUGGAUCCAUGAAAUUUCGAUUACCGUGAGGUCUGUGCACCCGACAGCUAUUCCAAAUGAUAAAUUGCAAAGGUGUGCAAUGCUCGAAUCGACGGCUUUCAUGGAAAAUUUAUUGAGUAUAGCCUGCUUAGAGUCUUCAAAUAAGUCACCUGUGAUUCAGUCUCUAGCUUUGGAUAUUUUAAUUUGGGUAGCUGCAAUACGAUUGACAAGAUUACGAAGUGUACUCAACUGCAAAAAAACAAAAGCAAUGCAAGUAGAGACUGUUCGUUGCAUACAAGAAAAAUUAACUCCAUUGCUGCAAACUUGUUUGCUUCAUGCUGGUCGGAGCAUAGCGCACAAAUGCGUGAAGCUCAUCAUGACUUGUGUCGAGGGUAUUCACAAUAUGGAGGAUUCGUUGUCUCAAACGUUCGAAGAAACUGUGUUGUCUGUACUAGCUAAUUUGUUGCCACACGUUGUAAGCGUCCAAUGGGCUGGCUCACUGAGAUGGCUUGCCAUACUCAUUACAAGGUUUUUGCCGUUAGAUAAAAAUCACACUGUAGCUCAACAAUGUAUUAAUCUCAUCCAAGACAUCUCUUCUGAAAUGUCAAAGCGCGUUAAUCCUUACCAUUUAUUGCUGGCGACAAGAUUUGGAUUAUACCAUUCGCCGUUUGAAACUGAGUUAUUCGACAUGGAUCCACCCGUGACCGCAAAGUCUAGUUCAGUACCACUAAAUAACACCUACUCUUCUGUUACACCCGGUGAUCAGCCCAGCACUGGUUUGACAUCAUCAAGCUUAUCAUAUUCUCAAGAUCCGAUUGACUUACGGGAUUUGCUGUCCCUGCCUACACAUUCGGUUAAUGACUUGGUUGUGCCGAGCAAAUUGAAAGCACUUAGUGCCAACUGUAGCAUGAAGGGUCUUCUUGAGGUUGAGCCUUUGCAUUUUACUUGUCAUGCGGCUUCUGAUGGUACGAAAAUGGAAAAAAUUGACUCAAAUGUCAAUGCUGUUACCAUUGGAGGUCCACUUUUCGAUCCACCACCUGGUUUAAACGUUAUUUCAAAUUUCAAAGUGCAUCACAAUGCCUUGAACUUUGAAAUCGGAUCUGAAUCUAACUCUGAUUACAAAAGCAAGAUUACCAAAAUGAGUGACAUAUUAUUCCAUUAUACCUCAAAGAAAAAACCCAAUUACAGCGUGAUGGUGAAAAAAGUGGCUGAAGAUUUUGAAAAACCAAGUGAUUGUGAAUAUUACGAUAGUGACGAUAUGCAAGUGCCGACGCUUAUCUGGAGUGCGUAUAACGACAAGCCAUCCGUGAUUUCUUUGUCCAAGUCAAAGGAAAAGCCUGUGAGUUCGUCGGCCCCGGCUCCAGUGUUGCACAUGCCCAGUACAACUAACAAGUUCGACGAGAGCUCUACCAAAAAGAGAGACGACGUAACUUUCCCGUGGAACAGGUUAUUGUACUGGCCACCUCAGCAAGCAUUGGUUGUUGAAAGAAUGCACUCAGGAGCCAGGAGAUUUGUGAUCCUAGAUUUUGGAUCUCCUAUUCUUUUGACCGAUUUGAUGAUACCCGCGUGCAGUGAUUUGAUCUCACUUUCCAUUGAUAUUUGGACAAAAAGCGAAGAAACUGAUGGUAUUCGACUAGUUGUUGCCGGUGAUAUUGUCAGCAAGCCUCUAGUGGUCAGUGAUCUUCAACCACCACCGAUUUGUAGAUACCUCAAGAUAACAACUAUUGGUCGAUACGGCAUGUCAACAACCCGUUGCAAGAUCCCACUAGGAAUGUUUUACGGCCACAUGGUUGUUUUAUCUGGAGAAGAUUAUUCAGAACUAACAGCAUCCGAAACCGAUGUCAGUAACAUCGCUGAUCCAGUUAUGCAAAGUAGUAUUGAAUUACAAUGCAGCAUCUUGUCGGCCCUUGCCGAAGAUGUUCAGUGCAGGUUUACUUUAGCAACAGAACGUCUAAAGAGUUACCUCGAUCCGUUAUUGUCCACGGAAACUCCCAAUGUAGUACACAUGCAGCACUACUUGAACCUUGCGAAAAAUCCAAGCGAAAGCAAAGAACAGCCUUCAGCAAAGAUAUUGUCUACAUAUCAAGAAUGUAUAAUGUAUCAACACCAACUGAACAUAAUCCGGGGAGUGUGGCAAAGACUAGAAUCUUGGAAAAGCUCAGAAAGUACAGCUCUAACCACACUAGCUAACGCUUCGAGUGAUAAAUUACGUAUUCUUGGAGAAACUCUUCUAGACCUUUUACUGUACACUGUUUACGACAUUGGUCCUGUUCCCAUCGUACCAACAACAAUAUACGAAGCCUUUACACCAGCAGUGUGCGAAAAAUUAUUUAGUUCCAUUUGCGUGACGACCCCGGCAUUCCAUUUGCAACUCUAUGUCGUGGCAUUGUUGGCUAGAAUGGCUGGACAUCAACCGUGGUGGGGAAAUUUCCUCGCCAACACUUUGAUGAACCUUUACUCUGCAUCUUCAACCCACAUUUUUCCUCAGGACAGGGUAUUCAUUUUGCUAACAUUCCUUGGACGCAAGACCUUGACUACUGCAGCCAAUAAAUUGUCAGUAGUGGAUGCAAUGGUUCGGACGCUUGGAAGACUACUUGCGCCUCUGUCCGCUGGUCAGACGGACAAUUCGAGUAGACUUGACACAACCCUGAUUGGCUGGGUCCUUCUCUUUUUGUCCGUAUGCCUGGAUACCGUUUCCGCUCAUCCCUCCUCUCUUGAUGAGAAUCACGAUAAAAAUAAAGAACAAGGAUUCUCGUCUCGUUGGGAAUUCAUUCAGGGUGAACUGGCAAUGCAGAAAAAAUUCUUAAACUCCAAUCGAUCCUCGGCAACUCAUAAUUAUCGCAAGAAACUCCAGAAACGCCUCAUGCAUCACAAACAGCAGUUACAGGACUUAGAACAGGCAAAGAAAGCUUUUCACACGUCGUCACAGUAUGUGCCCAAGUCACAUGCACUUUUGUUGACCCCACAGGUUUCGACUUUUUCAACCAAACUAGAGCAAGCAUUAAAAUCCCAAGAACGUUUUUACAAGAAAACUUUGAAACAGCAGUCAGCCAAACAUUUCAAAGACUUAUUUUCCAUGAGAAGAAGUGAGCAGUACGGCCAUAAUCGAGGAAAUUACCGUUCUCAGCCUCAACCUAGUACCAGUCAAGCAGAUCCAUCAGAUCCUGAUGAUUUUUCCACAAACCUGUUGCAUCAGCAUGUAUUACCUGUAGCUCGAGGUCUGAUUACACUACUGCUGAACAAUGUCUCCAAUGUUGAUAUGUUUUUAUUGGCAUGCAAAGUAGUGGCGAGACUCGUAGUAUCCACCCGACCAGCCAUCAGUUUGGGUGAACUUAUGACCGAGGAUCAACUUUUGAAGCUAGUUAGGUUAGCUACUGGGACAUCCGACACUGCCUGGUUAUCUCACGCAGUCUCUUGUCUCUUGCAAGACUUACUUGAAGGUGAAAAAUUGUACCCUCGAAACGUUAACUCCAACGAAACAAGCGUGGUUGAAGAAACCUUCGAGCCGAUACCUACCGAGGAAGCCAGAGUAGUUGAAGAUGAUGUAGCCGCAGUUGCAGGAACCAGCGCAUCCAGUGCUUUUGGAAAUGACGAAGGCUUUGCCGAUGGCGACGAGGAUACUCAGGACAGCAUCAUCGUAGCUCCGACCAAUUCUUCGUCAUCCAAAAGCAGUGGCUUCAAUUUGCCGUCUCUGCUUGAAUCUGACGAUAGUGAAUUUGAAGAAUUCUUGGAUAAUAUCCUCGAACGUGGAAAAACUAUUCUUAAAAAAGGCAGCUCUUCAUCGAAGCUCCCAACGAUCAUGGGCUCAGGGUAUGCAUUCAUAUCGCUCAUCAUCUCCCAAGCUAUCGAUGCAAGGUUGGAAUACGGAGUGGAAACAGGAGUUGAAAUAGCCCUUCGUAGACUUUCUGCUCUUGGCACUUACAAUCUUCCUCUUGGUAUAAAUGCUUCGAUCUGUCCAUCGUCUGAUGCCAGAAAUCCACAGGCCUACACAUCUAGGAUGUCUACUUAUUCCGAUCGCAACCAGGAAUCGUGGAACUUGUCCGAUCCUCCCUUUACUAGUUUGUACAUGUUAACUAGGUGUUUCGACAAAAUUUUCACCGAAUUGUAUAUGCAGAGUUCUGGCACAAACGUAGAACUGGUUUUACAGCUGUGGCUAACAUUAAAUCUCGAUGCGUCAUUGGAAUCUUCAUCAGUGACAGUAGCAGCAGCGUCAAAUUUCGAUCCUUCUUUGACUCCAGUGAUCCCACUGAAUUCUUCAGCCAUCACUGGACUGAUAUCUGCAUUUUCCUGGUAUCCAGGAGUAUCUUUGCGAGCUUGGUGUUAUGCUUUGCAGUGCUUAACACUUGCUAGUAAUCAGCCUCUGCAAACAGAACAAGUCGAAGCCGCGAGUUGUAGUACGCCACUCGAUGGUUUGCUGGGUGGUAUGGCAAGUUGCAUAGUCAAAGAACGAAACAUAGGUGCUAUGCUGCUACGGCUUUUGUCUGGAAACGGAUUGAACGUCGACGCGACCAAUAAGCAUUUUGGAAUGGUGAGUUAUGCUGGUCCGACAUUGUGCCAAGCUUUGCAAGAUUUUCUGGUGCGGUUGCAAAUGCGCUGCGACGUCAUAACGCCAAAAAGUGUGCUGGGAAAUCUGUUAAAGGAACUAUUACUCUGGGUUGUCUAUCAAUUGGUCCAACCUGGAGGUGCCCUGGUAGCUCGACGUGGCCCACUAGACGCUCAAUGCAAACUCAUCACUUCACUGUUGAACCUAAAUUUCACAAACACCGAUUUGGGCACUGCCAUGAGCAUAUCGGAAUGCGUGGGUGAAAUUGUGUCGACCUAUGUUAGAGGAGCAGGAGUUGGAGCACAAUGUGGCGGCACAACCGACGCCGCAAGCCAAUCCAUCGGUUUUAGUGGGUUGUAUGCUUGUGUUCUCGGUGGAGACGCGAGACAGGGACGACCUGCGUCUUGGGAUGCUCUGGUUGUCGCUCUUAUCAAACUCGUCAGUAGACUUGUGCAAACACCCUUGCCACAAAUACAAUCAGGACGAGGUGAUAGCACAUCUGAUAUGGAACUCGGAGAGUCUUCUCAAGGUGCUGGUUCGAGUCAAAUGGACCGCCAGGAAAAAAUAAGUACAUCUUUGACUGAUGAGACUAAAGCGGAACAGCAAACGUCGACUAGGUCGCAUCAAUCGUCGAAACCCCGAGUACCGUGCGUUGCUGAUACUGUUUUACAACACGAACCUACGAUGAUGCGAUUGCUGAGCACACUUGGUCAUAGCUCUGGGUCACCUUUGUCAAUGCUCCUAAGUGAAGGAUCGAGUUCAAACACUACCUCAGAAUUGUCGACGUCGCCAUCCAUACCAGACGCUACUUUCCAACUGCUAAGCACCAUGAUGAAGAAAGCGAGCAAUCCUUCUCUCGUCUUAAAUCCAGUGUAUCAAUACCUUGCCUCGUCAUGUGGCCAAGGAAUUUCCGAUCGGCACAUAGAGACGAUGCAACUGUCGGAACCAUUACUCUGGUUUAUCCUACGUGUUCUUGACAGCGUCGCCUCGAUCACGAUAUUCACGACAAUGGGUGGCGUGAAAGUUUUGUGCGAGAACCUCGUGAAAUCCAGCAAGAAUUGCAACAGCAACAACUCCAACUCUCCUGGAGUGAUCGCACUCAUAAUGCAGCACUUGUCGAACGCGACGAACCUAACGCCCGUCGCGAGUGGUAGUGGCACUAGUAGCAGCAGCAAGAAAGCCUCGAAUACUCUCGAGUUGUUUGAGGAUGGUCUCAUUAAUUUUGCACCUCUUGGGACGGUCUCGUGGCUACAUCCUACCGCCCAACCCGCGGACGUUUUGAUACAAAGCGCUACACCGCACAAAAGGGCGAGAAAUCCUGCUUGGUCGUACCACUUCUACCCCGAAGAGGCUUGGGUGGAUCUGACGAUUACGCUGCCGUGUGCGGUACUCCUGAAGGAAAUCGAACUCCAGCCUCAUUUGACGACGCUAUCGACCUGCCCGUCAGCCGUAGCUCUGGAAAUAUCGCGCGAGGGAAACACUGCCUUAACUCCAAUUUGCCCACCAAUGCCCACAGCCGGCCUUACCUUUAUUCGUCUGACACUCUCUAAGCCCGAAGUUGCAACUGCCGUUCUCAUAAGACUGUACAAGCCACGGGACUCUACAAACAUAAGUCUCAGUCAAAUUCGCUUGCUCGGCACUACCGCUUUUGGCGAUCCCAAAUCAAACCAUGACGUCAUAGACGAGGAACAACUGAGUAAGACUAGCUUGGGAUGGUUGCGGCUAGUCCACCAGUGCUUGUGCAUCAGCACACACCAAAAUUUGUUGAACAUCGAAGUCCUGAACUCGGCAGCCUCGGUCGGAGGCCUCGUUGAGUCCUGUUGUAAUCUGUUGCUACUUCCCACCCCUUCGUUGUUUACGCCAUACUUGGAAGGAGUGCUGCUUCAGCUUGGCUUGCACUCGUGCGACCUCGGUCUCCGAUUGAUUGGCCUCCUGCUCAACAAUCCGACCGUACCUCUUCUGCAACCUUCGGUGAUGAGCCAUGAGAUGACGACCGUUCAAAUGGUCGUUGAAUUGCUGGAGCAGCUCUGCUCCGCUCAGGACGUUAAUACCAAAGCUCGCAUGUCCGCUGUCUUGAGUUGGCUCUAUGCUGUCGCAAGGAUGUCUGUGUCCGGUAAUACGGAUAACCUGUUGGGUGGCUUGAACACGGCGAAUCCACCAGCUGUGUACAUUCACUGUAUUUCGACGAUCAUUUGGAAAGCAACCAAACAGCAAAAUUUGAACUACGAUUUGAAAGAACUCCUUUCGGAAGAUUUGUUCGAUGCGCUGUAUCAAUGGACAUUGGCCCUGAAAACACAUUCAGCCCUCAAAGAAGCAAUAGACGCGGCCCUGUGUUCCUUCUGCUUCGUCAAGCCAUCUUUUUUCCAGCUACUCCUUGAAAAAGUUCAAAUUUUCGUACCCACUUUGGCGAGCGAUCAGUCGGCAGCUUCGAUUUCGGAUGACCGAAAGGAGAGCGCAGGCCAAACCGAUGACGGCAAGAGCGCGUCCGAAUUCAACGAUUGGUACGCCCGUCUUGCUCAGUCGGAAUUCAGACGUCUCUCAUUGACGGAAGGCCAGCUGCUCACGGUGGCGGCUGUGUCGCGCUCGCCUCCGGGUAUCUGUCAACUUAUCAAUUCGGGUCUGCCCACGUUAUUGUCAGCUUCGAUCGUCGAGUUUGCCAUUUUGGAGAGAUCAAAACAGACCCACGAUUAUCAGAGACAAAAUGAAAAGGGAUCGCCCAUCGAUGACACAAGAACCGCCGGGUGUUCAGAUAGCGGGGCAGGAAGCAGCAGCAGUGAUUUAACAGAUAGCGACAAGGCUGGUGAGAGCUCGGAACAAAAUGUUAAAAAGGAAGGUUUGAAUAUGACUGAACCGGAGAGCGUAGCGGUAGUAUUGGAAUUCUUGUCGCUCAUCUGUUCGGAGGGUAAAAUGCGAGAUUGGAUAGGUAAAGACGGUCAUGGAUUCUGGUUGCCUUUGCUCUCCUUGCUGAGCAACAGACCGAUCGAAAGCCCAUCUGUUACUUCAUUAAAGUGUUCGAAGGUUCACACAACGUAUUCGAAAUUAGAAAGUGCCAUGAUUAAGUUUUUGUCCAAGUGUUGCUGGUGCCAUCCAGAUAACCAAAAAUUACUGGCUGAACUUGUCACUGACGUUAUUUUACAACAAAAAACACCAGCAGGGCCACGAGGAAUUCAUGGAAUAUCAGGUUUCACCAGAAGACUGAUUCUCCAACUUUUGUUGGAAGGCGAAAAAAUGCUGAUAUCCGUAACUUCGGAAACAGCUUUGAAACUUUCGUCUGCUGGCACUAGUAAUUUACCAGUCAUGCCACCACAUCCGGCAUUUCCUCUUGGUCACUAUCAUCAUUUGCUGUACAUGUCUACCCAGACUACAGUGGCUGAUAUUCUGCAACAAGUGUCUGCAGGUACGUGCGGCAUCAGUGGCAGCACUUUGACAAACAGCAGUCUCAUGGGUGCCCUCAACCGCGAGAUCUGGGAGUCUGGAGUCGGUGUGAUGCUAGACUCGUUGAGUGUCGCAGCUGGCAAGACCGCCAAGGACAAGAGAGCUAAGGACGCCUCAAACAGGUCCCAGGUUCGAGGUCCCAUUCUGCGAAAAUCGCGCAGCACUGCAGAUGGAACUCUUUCACAAAGCAAGAGUUCGAACAGUAACUCGCAAGGUGGCGUCAACAGCACAGUCAACCAAUAUUAUUUGAUCGUGUCAUCUCGUCCCAAUACUCCACUGGCACCAGAACUCACCAUAGCUCAAUUACUUUCGAUGUUGGAGGAAAGUGGGGUUUCUCUGUCGGAACCGUGCUUAUACCUCACUCUGCGACACCGAAGCAAAGAUUCUAAAGAAGUGACAAAAUCCAGCAAUCGAAACAUGCUUGCUGUGCGGCCCAGUAUAAAUAGUACAUUAGAAGUAUUCAGCGCGAAAGGAGGAUUAGCUGUUCUAGCUAAGCAUUUACCCCUGGUGUAUCCGGAUUCUAGUAGACCUGUUCCAGUCGUCGAAAAGUCCCCUACCCAGGAACAGUCGGACACUGACUGGGUGAAGAUUGAACACAACGACAGUGUUUACGAGGAUCUCGAGGAGUGUACGCACAUUGGAUCCUCGAGAACCAUUCCACCCACACCUACGCCUCAAGUACCGCCUCACGCUUUAGCCGCGUUCGGUCUCUUCUUACGGCUGCCCGGUUACUCGGAAGUGUUACUACGAGAUCGCAAGCGCGCUCAGUGCCUCUUGAGGCUAGCUCUCGGUGUCACCGACGACGGCGAGGGAGGAGACAUUCUGACCUCGACUUUGGCAGCAUCGCUGCCCACACUACCGUUCCAAGUACUGAAACAACUUCUCGAUGACACGCCACCAACGACAGACGACGGGCUUCUCCUGCGUCGCACCUCGAUCGAGGUUGGGGCUGUACUUUUGCUGCUGAACUGUUUGGCCAUUUUUACCCAUCAAACUGGACCCAACGAAGGAACAAACCAACGCGGAGGUCAGAGUAACAAUCGCAACGACGAUAAAUCGCAACUUUACUGGGCCAAGGGCACAGGUUUCGGCACCGGCUCCACUCAACAGUCCUGGAACGUCGAGCAGGCUUUGAUGCGCCAGCGCUCAGAAGAGGAGCACGUGACCGUGCUGCUGCAGGUGCUCGCCAGCUACAUCGGCAUCGACGACGUUCCACAGAAGGAACUGCCUGCCAUCUUUGCCGACUUGCUAUCUCGAUCGUGCCUACUGCCCGCGCUAUCCUCGUACUUGCGCAACGACUCGGUCCUCGACAUGGCCCGACACAUCCCGCUCUAUCGCGCUGUUCUGCAGCUUCUACGUGCCAUGGCCAAUUCGGUCCAGCUGGCGCCGCUGUUACUACCCAAGAACGACAAUUCUGGCGAUUCCUCGAUCGUCUCCCUGCUGUCAAGCAUGAAGGUCUGCGUUGACACCUACGUCCACAAGAUCAAUCGCACCAAGAGCAGCAAGUCCAAGGCAAGCAGUAGCUCUGUCAAGUAUCCCGAAGACAGUGAUCAAGAUGAAGGACUUGCCACGCUCAUACCGGACAUUCAGGAGAGUGCAACGAUCGUGAGUAGUGCAACUGCCAGGCUAGUCGACGCGAGUGAAGAAGUAGCGGGUGCUAGUCCGUCUGGGCCUGAAUUAUCCUUGAAAACCAUCGAGCAGCGCUACCUCGAAGUCAUGAAAAGACUGCAAUUUGAUACGUUCGAGAUGAUAACGGAAUGUCCCGAGGGUGGCUUUAAAUUCGCCGUGUCCUACCACUUCGAGUCCAACAUGCGACACGCGGGAGAGCGUAAUCACCCGACCCGAGUCAAACGACUGGCUCAAGAAGCUGUAACUCUGUCGACGGCGUUACCGCUCUCGUACAGCAGCAGCGUGUUCGUACGCUGCGAUUCCGACCGCCUCGACAUAAUGAAGGUCCUGAUUACCGGACCAGCUGACACGCCUUACGCCAACGGUUGCUUCGAAUUCGACGUCUACUUUCCCUCGGACUACCCCAAUAACCCGAUGAUGAUUAACUUGGAGACAACGGGCAGACGCUCGGUUCGCUUCAAUCCAAACCUAUACAACGAUGGUAAAGUCUGCCUCAGUGUUCUCAACACUUGGCACGGCAGGCCCGAGGAGAAGUGGAAUGCGCACACCAGUAGUUUUCUCCAGGUUUUAGUGUCCAUACAGUCGCUGAUAUUGGUAUCGGAGCCGUAUUUCAACGAACCAGGCUACGAACGCUCACGAGGAACGUCUAGUGGAGCACAGUCUAGUCAAGAGUACAAUGCCAAUGUUUGUCAAGCCACGGCGAAAUGGGCGAUGCUAGAUCAGAUCAAAAGUCCAUGCCCGUGUUUCAAAGAGGUUAUCAAGACUCAUUUCUGGCUAAAGAGACACGAAAUCGUGGCUCAAGUAGAAGGCUGGAUCAGGGAUAUGGAGAUGCAAGGAGCAGACAGGCGGUCGGCUAGGUCCAUAUCACUAAGCGCUAUAGCCUUAAGGAUGCAUUACAGACAACUGAGAGAAGAAUUGUCAAAACUGCCAACACCGGAGGGCCUGGAGGACCUUGCCGAGCCGUUGCGCCCGCCAAGCGCGUUCCUAGAAGUGUCAGGUAGCCCCGGAACACCAAGCACACCGCCUACUUCGACGCACGCUGUUGUCGCUACCACGACUUUUGCCAAUUCCACGCUACCAAGCAGCAAUAAUCCCGCGGAGACGAGCAAUCAUGUACAUCACGACAUCGACACGGACGUCGAGAUGGAGAAGAUGGUUUCAAAAGUGUGCGAAUGAGGAGAGCUGGCUGCAAACAAAUUGUUGGACGUGUUUUAAAGUUUAUCGUGUGUUAUUGUGAAUAAAACAUAAAAAAGAGAAAAAAGGCACCGUGACCGUUGUGCUGACAGUGGAUGAUUGUGUAUCAUAUAGUAAGUAACAAACUACAAACUGAUGAUAAUAAUUAUUAAGUAUAAUAACAGCGGUAACAAUGACAUUGGAUACAAGAGAGAGAAAAAAAAUAACAAACAAACAAACGGAAAACAAAAUCGGAACCGCGCCCUUUGGUUGUGUGCAAACAGGUAAAAGUGACAAAGCAAAUGUAUAUCUUCCGAAUACUGUAUUCGGUUCUCUUAAUUGAUAAGUAACAGUUGAUUUAUCGUUUGUAAAGAGAAUCCGCGGCUUAAUAAAGAUGCGUGCUAUCAUAUUGUGAUUGGCAUACUGUAAAAGCACACGGAGCUAAAGUUAAUUAUAACUACCAUAAUAUAAGUAAAGUGAUGAGAGUUGAUUUAACAUAAACGAAAAGCGUUGACGGGAAUCAUUUAUAGCGCGCGCAUAUUGAGGCUGCUAUUGAUAUACAUGUGCACUGCGUUCGUUCAGCUAUUGAGUGUAAUUGAAUAGGUCCGUUACCUUUGCUAUUUAUAUUUAUCUAUAGAUGUUCCUCGUUUUAAAACCGACUACGUUUUUUUAAAAAUAUACAUAUAUGUAUAUAUUAAAUAUGCAUAUACUGCAUCGGCGAGGCAAUAUACAUACAUAUAAUAUAUAAAUCACGACGGCAAGAUUUCAAAGUUAAUUGUCUCUCCUUUGCAAGGAAUCUGACAAUUUGAUGAAUCUUGCAACUGUACAGAUACAGUAGUUCAAAAGUCGGCCGCUUUGCUUUUAUAAGUUUAUGUUUUUUUUCGUAAAUUGCAUUCUUUGUUCGAAGUUAAAAAAAGGGGAGAAAAAAAAGUUGAUAAAAAAAGAACUGUGCUGUCUGGUAACGGUUCUUAACGUUUUAAGCAUAAGACGUUCGAAAGUUAAAACUUCAUAUUUUAAUUAUAUCCUGUUAGAAUUCAUUAAACAAAAAAAAAAAAAAAAACACGAUGUUGUGGUGUUUCAGAAUUCUGUCAUUAUCGAAUAACAUAAUAUAUUUCGCAGUUUCUUUUUUCUUUCACUUUUACAUUUUAGUUGCAUAAAAAAAUUUAUUCACUUUUUAUUAUUCAUACCUGUCUUCUCUCUACAAAACGUUGACUUUGAUACUUGAAAGAAUAUUGGAAAAGAGAGUGUUUGAUGUAGAUAGUGUUAUGUUCAUAUGAGAAGCGAUAUUGUGAUCAAAAGCGAUCGCGGUGGCAAACGUUAUUGGUAAACCGAUUAAUGUACAUAAUAUCUUCAUUAAGUAAUCUUGCACACACAAACACACACGUCUAUAUGUUUAUAAUUCCAAUAAAGAAAAAAAAAGUAUCGGAGUGCUUGGUGGAGUGUAUGGCUUAAAAA
Messenger RNA from Copidosoma floridanum, 16457 nucleotides. RefSeq names its product BIR repeat containing ubiquitin-conjugating enzyme (gene Bruce). The record is from RefSeq and is a predicted model, not a curated record. Gene Ontology annotation, biological process: regulation of cytokinesis; negative regulation of apoptotic process; apoptotic process. Gene Ontology annotation, cellular component: nucleus. Lineage: Eukaryota; Metazoa; Arthropoda; Insecta; Hymenoptera; Encyrtidae. Gene Ontology annotation, molecular function: ubiquitin-protein transferase activity; cysteine-type endopeptidase inhibitor activity.